This is a messenger RNA of Clarias gariepinus (North African catfish), 3713 nucleotides long. It is a transcript of the gene wtip, whose product is annotated as WT1 interacting protein. The record is from RefSeq and is a predicted model, not a curated record. NCBI's taxonomy places the organism in Eukaryota, Metazoa, Chordata, Actinopteri, Siluriformes, Clariidae. Gene Ontology annotation, biological process: positive regulation of miRNA-mediated gene silencing; negative regulation of hippo signaling; response to hypoxia. Gene Ontology annotation, molecular function: transcription corepressor activity. Gene Ontology annotation, cellular component: nucleus; transcription regulator complex; adherens junction. The transcript is spliced from 8 exons. The coding region runs from base 532 to 2073 and encodes 513 amino acids.
CUCGCGCGCCUCCCGCACCUCCCUCCCCGCAUUCCUGCCCCUCACACACACACACACAAACGAGUCCCGCGCGCUGCUCCUCUGUUCCUUUUCUCUUAUUUCCCUUACUCUACUUUCUUUCUUCGUUCUUUUUUCUUUUUCUUUUUAAAUCCCCAUUUUCUGUCAUGUCGAGUUUUCCUUUCUUUGCUCCUUAUUUUGCUCUUUGCUCGAAUCACUGGCAAACUUUUCGCGCGAGAAAUUAAACGGAUUUGUUCCGAGAAGGCGACGUUUUGUUUUGGGAAGGAGAGAGAGAGUGAGAGAGGAAAUUCCUCCGCCAUUGACUGCAAAAGGACCCUUCAACUUCGGCAAGCACCUCGUGCAGAAAACUUUGUUUUAAAGACAGUUUGCUGUUGCUGUUUUUUUCCCCCUAAACCUUGCUGCUGCUUGGUGACUUCGGGGAAUUAUGCAUGUCGAGGAAUUCACGACAGAAACAGAGUGAAAUGCACGAGCUUUUUUCUCGUUCUUCUCCUUGCAUGCGCACCGGGAACACCGAUGGAUCGCUACUACGAGGAGGAUCCUGCACGCCGAGCGAGCGAGCUGAUGGAGAACCUGUCGCUGUGCGAGCCUUACCGGGAGCUCGAGCCCGACCUGGAUUUCGGGCUACCUGAGCAGCACAAGAGCAAGCGCGCGCACAGAGACGCCUUCUACGUGGACGACGCGUACUGUAACGCGAGAUCCGAAGUCGCGCUGCCGUGCUACGGCGGAAGCGGCGGCGACCGGCACCGGAGAUCGUGCGUUGUUCACGCGAGUCCCCGGUCGAGCCUCGCGGCGCCCGGGCAGCAGGAGAAAUGCGGGAGCCCGCGCUCGAGUCUUGCGCACUGCGACGGCGGCAGCGGCGCUCUCAGCCCGCGCUCGAGCUACGCGAGCACCUCCAGCGACGCCAGCAAGCCCUCGAGCCCCGGCUACGUCUACGAGUGCGCGAGCCGCCCGAGCAGCAACCGCACGAGCGGCGUCAGCAUGGGCUACGACCAGCGGCACGCCAGCCCUCGAUCGAGCAUCUGCGGUCCGAGCAGCGCCGGUCUCACCCUCAGCCCCAGGUCCAGCAUCUCCAGCCACAGCUCCAGGAGCUCGCGGAGCUCGCGCGGCUCCAUGGGCGCGUGCCCGGAGCUACUAGUUGCCUCGUCGCCUCGCGCGUCCCUGCUGGAAGACGCGCUGCUGCAGGACACCGGUGACGCCAGCGUGCUCCACCGCGCGCACCUUCAUCCGUUCACUGUGCAGGAAGAGAUACACCACGGUGCCUCCACCAGAGCCCGCGCCCAGGGGCCGAGACUCAAACUGCCCUACCAGGUGACCCCUGCGAGAGACAGCGGCGCGAGCCAGGCUGAGAGGCGGCUCGAGGCCCUCACGCUCGAGCUGGAGAGGGAGCUGGAAAUGCACAUGAAGAAGGAAUAUUUCGGUGUUUGUAUAAAAUGCGGGAAAGGCGUGUAUGGAGCGAGUCAGGCUUGCCAGGCAAUGGGGAAACUCUACCAUACUAACUGUUUCACCUGCUGUUCAUGUGGGAGGAGACUGAGAGGAAAAGCAUUCUACAAUGUGAACGGAAAGGUCUACUGUGAGGAGGACUUCCUGUAUUCUGGCUUCCAGCAGACGGCAGAGAAAUGCUUCGUGUGUGGACACCUCAUCAUGGAAAUGAUCCUCCAGGCUCUGGGGAAAUCCUACCACCCGGGUUGUUUCCGCUGUGUGGUGUGUAAGGAGGGACUAGACGGGGUUCCUUUCACCGUUGACGUUGAGAACAACAUCUACUGUGUUAAAGACUAUCACACAGUAUUCGCUCCAAAAUGUGCAUCGUGUGGUCAACCCAUUCUCCCCGCUGAGGGAUCAGAGGAGACCAUACGGGUCGUGUCCAUGGAUAAAGACUACCAUGUAGAGUGUUAUCACUGUGAGGACUGUGGCCUUCAGCUGACUGAUGAAGAAGGCCAUCGCUGUUACCCGCUGGAGGGUCACCUGCUGUGUCACGCCUGCCACCUGCACCGGUUAAAAACCUCCGGUCCCGCCCAGCCACCGACCAACUAUCCGCUUCAUGUCACUGAGCUGUGAACACACACACACACACAAGAUCGUGCCAUGAAGAGAAAUGUGUGUGAUUUCCGUUGCUGCUCCAACCCUCCACACCUUCAAUGAUAAGACACACAAUCUGUCUCUCUGCAGCUGCACCCUGGAAUGAUGUCACAGACUCGAACUUUGACCCCCCCUGGUCUCACUUACAGGACACAACCAGCAUAUACAGCUACAUUCCGAGAAAGGAAAAGCCUUACAAGUGGCCUUUCACUGAAAAUCUCGCACUUAACUCUUUUUUGUUGUUGUUGUCUUUUUACUCACUGCCUUUUUUUUAAUGUUACACUGUUCUUAUCUGUACGAUGUUUUGUAUUUCUACAUACGGUAUGUGUGAUGUGAUGCUGGUAAGGAAUAUAAAUCCUUACAACGUAUUCACAUGUAACACACAUACACACAGACAUUACGUCUUGUGUGUCAGGAUGAGUAGCCGCGCUCAUAACACACACAUAUACCGCCUUAACAUAUCAUAUUUAACCCUAUUGAUAUUCAGAGACAUUUUCUUUACAUGAAUGUAGACUUUUUCCGGUUUGAGUCUCGAUCGCUUUCUAAGCUGGUACUAGACUCCGACGCAGAGUACACCUUCCCGGCACUGGUUUGUCUGAGAGGAGCCACGCUGUAGACUGUAGACACGAUGCCGCCGUGGUGACGGAAGACAGGAUGGCCAUUUUGUUCACUUGUGAAUAGAUCUGACGUUCUGCUGACACUCGAGGUGCUGGUUUCACCCGAGCUCCACAGGAUGGAUGUGUGUGUGCGUGUGUGUGUGUGUGUGAACAUUCCCAACAUGCAUCAGUGGCUGGGCCACUCUGUAUGUGCCUGUUUGUUCGACUUUGAGUGUCUGUGUUUGUAUGUGUGUUAAAUGUCAAGCGCUGAUGGCAGCCUGAUGACAAACCAGCAAACUCUUCUUGCCUCGGUUGUGGUUGUGUGUGUGUAUGUGUCUUUGUGGCCUAUCACAGGUAUACAGAAGCCCUGCUGUAACACUACUGAGUGGACAAAGGCAGGCUGAAACCAAUCCUGUCUCCGACGUGACAUUUCUAACAUAUACUUUCACAAUUCUACUUCAAAAUGCACAGAAAUUAUUAUUAUUAUUAAUAUUAAUAUUAUUAUUAUUACAAAGAAGAUGAAUCACGUGCAGAAUUCCACACAACGCUGAUAUUUUGUUCUCAGAGCAUUCCCAGAAAGGUUGUUUCACCUUUACACAACCGUAUUAUUAUAAUUAUUAUUAUUAUUAUUAUUAUUUCCUCUCCAUGAUGUCUUAAUACAUUUAAUAAAUUUUUUAAAAAGUACUACUAUUUGAUAGAGCACAGAUAGAGUCCCUGUAAAUAAACACCGCUAGCGUUUAUCCUCUGCUUCUAUCCGAGACGGCGGUGAGCCGUAGCUUUGAUCUUUGAGUGUAGUUCUCAGAACGCGUCUCUGACCUUCUGCUUGUUCUUUUUUUUUUUUUUGUAUCAUUCGAUGUUUUGAUUCCCUUAGAUAUUUCUUAAAUAAAAAAAGAAAAGUAGAUUUAUUUAUCUAAACACAAAACAAAAAAGGUUUAAAGUUAUUUAAUGUUAUAAGAAGUUUGGACAUAUCCUUUAACUGUAGAUGAGAUAAUCUGCUUUUUCAAUAAAGUGGUUUUGUAGUUA